GUCUCCAAGAAACUCACAAGAAAACAUAGAGAACCUACCUGCUGUUUUCUAAGUUGUGUGGAACACAACACCUGAAACACUGUUAUCUUACUCCAUUACUCCCUAUAAAAGCCACCCAUUUUGAGUUUAUACAACACAUAAGUUAGAGUCACAAACAAUUAUUUUCUCCAAGAUUCAAACAUUUCAAAUUAUUGAAGAUGAAAAUUGGAGAAAUAUGGACAAACCUAGGAUCAAUCACGGCUAGCAUAAUGUUUGUAUAUGCCAUGUUUGAUAAAUUCUUCCCACCUCAUCUUCGUAGAUAUUUUCUAAAAUACACAAACAAAUUCACAAGCCUUUUGUACCCUUAUAUCCAAAUAACUUUCCAUGAAUUAUCUGGUGAUCAUCUUAAACGUAGCCAAACCUACAAAACCAUCCAAACAUAUCUCAGCGCGAACUCGUCACAAAGUGCUAGAAGACUUAAAGCUGAAGUUAUCCAAGAUAGCCAAAAUCCAUUAGUCCUAAGCAUGGAUGAUAACCAAGAGAUCAUCGAUGAGUUCAAUGGAAUCAAAGUUUGGUGGUCUGCAAAUCACACCAUUUCAAAAUCACAAUCAUUUUCAUUUUACCCUACUUCGGAUGAGAAGAGAUUCUUAACAUUAACCUUCCACAAAAGAAAUCGGGAUGUUAUAACUACGUCGUAUAUUCAACAUGUGUUGGCAGAAGGAAAGGCGAUUACAACGGAGAAUAGGCAGUUAAAGCUUUACACCAACAAUCCAAGCAAGGAAUGGAUGAGGUAUAUGAGUACAAAGUGGAGUCAUACAACUUUUGAGCACCCUGCGAGAUUUGAAACACUUGCUAUGGAGCCGGAGAAGAAAGAAGAGAUUAUAAAUGAUCUUCUUAAGUUCAAAGAAGGGAAGGAGUACUAUACUAAAGUUGGAAAGGCUUGGAAGCGUGGUUAUUUACUUUUCGGUCCUCCGGGGACUGGAAAAUCUACCAUGAUAUCUGCUAUUGCUAAUUUCAUGAACUAUGAUGUGUAUGAUCUUGAGUUAACAGUUGUUAAGGAUAACAAUGAGUUGAAAAGGCUUUUAAUUGAGACGUCGAACAAAUCAAUUAUAGUGAUUGAAGAUAUUGAUUGUUCUUUGGAUCUUACUGGCCAAAGGAAGAUGAAAAAAGAGAAAGAUGAUGAUGAGAAUGAAGAAAAAAAGAAACUUGUAGAAAAAGCUAAAGGAGAAGAGAAAAAUGAAAGUAAGUUAACUCUUUCGGGUUUGUUGAAUUUUAUUGAUGGAAUUUGGUCGGCCUGUGGAGGGGAGAGGAUCAUAAUAUUUACGACGAAUUUUGUGGAUAAACUUGAUCCUGCUCUCAUUAGGAGGGGAAGGAUGGAUAAGCACAUAGAGAUGUCAUAUUGUGGAUAUGAAGCUUUCAAGGUUCUUGCAAGGAAUUACUUAGAUGUUGAAUCUCAUGAUGAGUUGUUUCCGGUUAUUGGAAAGUUGUUGGGAGAGACUAAUAUGACACCUGCUGAUGUUGCUGAGAAUUUGAUGCCAAAGUCUAUUACUCAAAACUUUGAAACUUGUUUGAAGAAGUUGAUUCAAUCUCUUGAGGAAGCAAAGAAAAAGGUAGUGGAGGAGGAAGCAAAGAAAAAGGUAGAGGAGGAGGAGGAGGAAGCAAAGAAAAAAGCUGAGGAAGAGGAAGCAAGAGUUAAGGAAGAGAAAGAAAAACAAGUAAUUGCUCAAGAGGAAGAAAAUGUGAAGGCUAAUGAAAAUUCUAAGGAGAAUGGUUUCAAAGAUUAACUUAGUUUAGAUUAAUUUCAGUAAUAUUAAUUAUGUUUAGGAACUUUGUAAAAAAAACUUAGGUGUGUAAUGUGUAUUAUGAUGAUGUUCAUAUUAGUUGCUAUUGAAUAAAUGACUGUGAGGUCAGGUUUAGUGUUUGGCUUGCUUAGGGAGUUUAGUAUGGAUUGUUUAGCACAUGUUAGGUUGGGGGCACAUCACAUCGAAGGUGAGGAAAGAUUUUAAUGGACUAAAUAAACUAAAAUAAAAUAAUGAUAUGUUCGUGCUA
Vicia villosa (hairy vetch) is the source of this 2028-nucleotide messenger RNA. Its product is annotated as AAA-ATPase ASD, mitochondrial-like. The transcript has a single exon. Lineage: Eukaryota; Viridiplantae; Streptophyta; Magnoliopsida; Fabales; Fabaceae. The coding region runs from base 198 to 1763 and encodes 521 amino acids. The record is from RefSeq and is a predicted model, not a curated record. Gene Ontology annotation, molecular function: ATP binding; ATP hydrolysis activity.